AGAUGCCCCAGGGUGGCAAGCAGAGGAGGGGAGUGAACAUUCCCCCAUCAACUACUUCAGUCUAUCUGCCUUGAAAGCACUGUCACCAUGCACUUCUCUCAAUUGUUUGUUCUCACUGCGGCCACCUUGGUCCUGGCCCAUCCUGGCGAGAAGCAUGAUCCUGCCGCAUUGAAGCGGGAAAUCCAUGCCCGUGAUGUCCAGGCCAUCAGGGCAAAGCGCGCCUUGGAUGCGUGCUCCAGCUCUAGCCAUGCUGUGCAGUUGAAUCAGCGCAAUGUCGCUCGUCGCGCUCAUACAGCCCGUGAACUUCGCAAGGCUCGAGGCAUUACAGCUAAUCCUCGCAAGUGGCGCAGAGACCUUGCUGCUCUCGAGGAAUGGGAGGCCAUCGAUCACAACAAGACCGACAUCUACAACUAUGGCCCUAACACUUCUCCUGAUGUUAUCUUCGGCGGCAAUACGAGUGCCAUCCUUGCCCCUACCAUCACUGAUGGGCCGUACUACGUCUGGGGUGAAAUUAUGCGUGAGGACGUGAGGGAGGACCAGUACUCGGACGGUGUGGAUGUCUUCCUGGAGGUGCAGUAUAUCGAUGUCAAUACCUGCCGGCCUCUUCAGGGUGCCGUUGUUGAUAUCUGGAAUGCCAAUGCUACGGGUGUCUACAGUGGUAUCGUGGCUACCGGUAAUGACGCCGCUGAUGGUUGGGAUUCGACCUACCUCCGUGGCAUUCAGCAGUCCAACGAAGAUGGAAUCGUUACUUUCCAAACCAUUUUCCCCGGCCACUACGAGGGUCGUGCAACACAUACCCAUUUGCUGACCCAUCUCAACGCCACUAUUAACCGGAACAACGGUACCCUGGAGGUUGGAACGGGCACUGUCACCCAUAUUGGCCAGUUGUUCUGGAACGAGGUGCUCCGCUCUGCUGUUGAGGACACUUCCCCCUACAACACCAACACCCAGGCUGUCACCUCGAACGCUGAGGAUAUGUGGAGUGUCUUGCAGGCCAGCGACGAGUACGACCCAUUCCCGGAGUACAUCUACCUGGGCCAGGGGCUGGACGAUGGACUGUUUGCCUGGAUUCAGAUUGGUGUCAAUGCCUCGGCCGAUUACACCGAUAACAGCUACUACAAUAUCGCCGCUUAUUACUAUGAAGACGGCGGUGUUGAGAACUCUUCUGGCUCCAUGGGCGGUGGCAGUGCUCCAUCUGGAUCUAUGCCAUCGGGCGCAAUGCCCUCUGGGACUCCUAUGCCCUCCAGUGCUUGAGCGUUUUCCUACAACUGACAAGAGGUCUUGUCUUGUCUUUUGAAGGAGGGAUACGACCAACAUCCAUAGAUAUGGAUGCAACAUUCAGAGCGGUAUCUUUCCAAUAUUUCUUUUCGUGCUAGAUGUAGAUACAGACUAUGAAUUAACUUCAGACUGCGGGGUCGUUCUUUAUU
This is a messenger RNA of Aspergillus ochraceoroseus IBT 24754, 1427 nucleotides long. Its product is annotated as intradiol ring-cleavage dioxygenase. Lineage: Eukaryota; Fungi; Ascomycota; Eurotiomycetes; Eurotiales; Aspergillaceae. Gene Ontology annotation, molecular function: ferric iron binding; oxidoreductase activity, acting on single donors with incorporation of molecular oxygen, incorporation of two atoms of oxygen. The record is from RefSeq and is a predicted model, not a curated record. The transcript has 3 exons. Bases 88 to 1254 code for a protein of 388 amino acids.